AUGCGUGUGAAGAGCAUUGUGAUUGAUGGCUUUAAGUCAUAUGCUCAUCGCAAAGCCCUUGAAGACUUGAGUCCGCAUUUCAACGCCAUUACAGGUCUCAAUGGCAGUGGGAAAUCAAAUAUAUUUGAUGCGGUUUGUUUUGUCAUGGGUAUCACAAACUUGAAACGUGUCCGUGCUGAAGACCCGCGUGAACUUAUCUUUCGAGCAGGCACGACAGGUGUGCAUGCGGCACGCGUCACAAUUGAAUUUAUUAACGAUGACCCCCGUACGGCGCCGCCGGGAUACAGCUGUGAGGAGUACCCGAUCAUUACCGUUGGACGGCAGAUUAGGCUUGGCGGGAAGCAGCAGUUUUUCCUAAACAACACCGUAUCCAUGCAGAGCAAAGUAAAGCGCUUCUUUGAGAGCAUCAGCCUUAACGUUGACAAUCCACACUUUAUGGUAUUACAAGGGACGGUGCACAAACUCAUUGGCAUGCGCUCACAAGACAUUCUUUCCCUUAUAGAAGAAGCAGUUGGAACGAAGGCUUUUGAUCACCGUCGACGUACAGCCGAGAAUCUGAUUCGCAGCAAGGAAAAGAAAAUGGAAGAGAUUGACAAUAACAUUGAGACACAGAUUGGCCCUAUGUUGCGCGCCAUGAAGGCAGAUCAGGAUGAAUAUGAGCGCUUUGUGCAGAUGAGUGAGAGUAUUGAGGAGAAGCGACGAUUUCGUGUCGCUUUUGAAUAUGAAGAACAGAGGCAACGAUUGGAAGAGCGCACGGAGCGGCGUGCCGCAGUCGAGAGAGAUGUUGUCGUAUCAAAGGAGCAGUUGAAGUUACUGCCGGCAUCGGAGGAUGCCUCUACGCGGAGACUGAUGGAACUGCAAAAAUCUCUCGCCACUCCUGCGGAGGCGGUUAUUUCCCUCCACGAAGAGGAAAGUUUGCUCAAAAAGCAGUUGGCACGGGAUGAGGCGCAUGUGGAGGGAGCAGAAAAGGCCCUACGUCUACUCGAGGGGAAUUUCCAUAAACUGGAGAAGGAAAAGGGGAAGCAGGCGGCUCGAAUAGAACAGUUUGCGUCCAAAAAGGAACAACGAGAAGUACUUAUGGAACGUCUUCGUGCGGAGAAGGAAAACGUUGCCAAAUUGAAGCGUUCCCUACAGUUGCAAACCUCCGGGGUGCGGGCGGGCAUGUCCGGCUUGUCGUUAGAAGAGGAACGUGCUGACAUUGAACGCCAACUGAUUCAUCACGGUGCUGAGGCAAGACGGUGUGACGAGCGCAUUAAGGAACUGGAACGACAGUUGAAACAUUUUGUGCAAAAGGCGGCCACACGGGGUGAAACCAUUGCAAAGCUUGAGAAGGAACUAGCGAGGGCGCGUGAACGCGUCGACGCGGAGGCAGAGUCUUAUGCAGUAGUGGCUCCUUCGGAGUCGCAGGCAAGCGCGUUGCAGGAAGAACUUUUGCGUCUCAGGGCGGAGUAUUGGGAAGCAAACGAUGCUUUGCAACGUGAGAUGGGCAAUGGCGGUCGUGGUUUUGACGUAGAGUACGACCGUCUUGCGUGCCCAGGUAUUGAACAACACAUUCAUGGUCGCGUUGCUGAGCUCAUUGUACCAAAGGAAGAGAAGUAUGCCAUGGCUCUGAUGGUGGGGGCGCAAACACAAUUAUUGCGUGUUGUUGUAACAAAUGAUCUUGUUGCGGAGAAAAUUAUUCGUCAUGGCUUGCGACAACGCACGGCAUUUCUUCCGUUGAACACGUUGCAGCCGUCAAAGGGUGUGGACAGUGGACGCAUGGAGGAGGCAAAACGUAUUGCUGCUCGCAAAGGAGGUUUCCUCGCCAUUGCAAAGGACCUGAUAGAAAUCAAAGAUGAAGCCCAUUGUAUCGUCGCAGAGCAUGUCUACGGACAGUUCUUUGUUUGCUCCUCAUUAGACUUGGCUCAGGAGCUUGCCUUCAAUCCGGCCGUGAGGUGCAAGGCUGUUUCACUUGAUGGUGAUGUGGCGGAACCAAGUGGACUGAUGACGGGUGGUUCAACUCAACGACUUCGCGACAUUUUUGCGGAGAUUCGUGCUUACCAUGAGCGUAAGGCGCCCGUAGGAAAGUUGCGGAUAAAAAUUGCGCAGGUAGAGGCGGAGCUUGAAGCUGUUCAGGAGAAGCUGCGGCAAAAUGCACCUCUGAUAAGGCGGUACAAGGAAGCGGAGGAGGCGAUGGGACUGGCGGAGCACAAGCUGAAGCUCGAGCAAGGCGAAACCAACGGGCCCGUGGAGGAGUUGGGCGCGGCACUGGACGAGGAGCGACGCAGGCAUGAGGCGGAAUGCGAAGCACUGCGGGAGCUGAAAGAGCGUAAAGUGGCGCUUGAACGGCACACUCGUGAAGAUCCUGACAUGGUGCGUAAAGAAAUGCAAGAACAGCUUUCUAUGGCACAGAAACGAAGCUGUGCCCUCGCUCGUGAGGAAGAGGCUGGAUCCGCAGAGUUUGAGCGAAUGGAGGCGGAAAUCAUGCAGCUGGCAGCGGAUCUAGAACGCAAAAUUUCGGAAGUACAGGAAGAGAUAUCGCAAAGGACUGCGGCUCGAGACGAGGCCAAAGCCCAACUUGACGAAACAAGAGCAAAAUUGGGGAAGGUUGUGGAGCAGCUGCAACGAAUGGAGGAACAGCGACAGUGUCUCGAGAAGGAGGUAGAGGAGGUACAACAGGAACUUCAACAGCUUCUGGUGAAAAAGUCUUCUCUUGAAGCCUUUAUAAAAAAUUCCGAGGUGGAUCUUCGCGACGCGGCGAAGGCGGCAGAGGAACUAAAAAAAUCUGUGCAUGAGGCUGAGCAUCGCCACCCAUGGUUAGUUGAGGAACAACAUACAUUUGGACGAAGCGAUGGUCCUUAUUAUUUUGAAGACAAGGCGAGAACGGCUGCCACAUUGCAGGAAUUACGCGAGGCCGAGUCACAGGCUGCCGUCAUGUCCAAACGCUUAAAUCGUAAGGCCACAAUUCUUUAUGAGGAACGCAAAAAGGAAUACGAUGAGUUGGUACUGCAACGCUCCGCAUUGGGUGAAGACAGGGAUGCUAUUCAGCAGUGUAUCCUGGGUAUUGAAGAAAAGAAAUGGCAUGCGCUAGACCGCAUGGUAAAAGUUGUAAGCAGUGUUUUUUCCAAGCUUUUCUCCACAUGUCUGCCCGGUGCUGCGGCUGUUUUGCGAGAGGAACGCGAUGAUCAGCACCAUCUCUGCGGUCUUCAGGUAAAGGUCAUGUUUAAUGGUAAGGAAAAAGAGUCACUGUCGGAACUGAGUGGUGGGCAACGCUCUCUGCUUGCGUUAUGCCUUAUUUUGGCCAUUCUCCGUGUACGUCAGGCGCCAGUAUACAUCCUUGAUGAGGUGGAUGCUGCACUUGACCCAAGCCACACGCAAAAUAUUGGGCGGAUGCUGCAGACACAUUUUCCCUCUUCCCAAUUUCUUCUUGUUUCGCUCAAGGACGGAAUGUUUAGCAAUGCGGAUGUCCUUUACCAGGUGAGCAACACACAGGGUUAUUCAGAGGUUACCCGCAUUGAGUCGGGAGCAGGGCGCGGGUGA
Molecule: messenger RNA, 3519 nt
Organism: Trypanosoma cruzi
Lineage: Eukaryota; Euglenozoa; Kinetoplastea; Trypanosomatida; Trypanosomatidae
Product: structural maintenance of chromosome (SMC), putative
Exons: 1
Coding region: 1-3519 (1172 amino acids)
Biological process (GO): chromosome organization
Cellular component (GO): chromosome
Molecular function (GO): ATP hydrolysis activity; protein binding; ATP binding
Source: RefSeq, a predicted model, not a curated record